This is a messenger RNA of Pipistrellus nathusii (Nathusius's pipistrelle), 981 nucleotides long. Lineage: Eukaryota; Metazoa; Chordata; Mammalia; Chiroptera; Vespertilionidae. The record is from the annotation of a GenBank genome assembly.
AUGUGCACCACCAGUGCUUUCGACCUGGAGGAGAUCCCCCUGGACGAUGAUGACGCAAACAGCAUCGAAUUCCAAAUCCUGGAGUUCUACGCCAAACACCAUGUCUUCAAGAGCACGUCUGCUGUCUUCUCACCAAAGCUGCAGAGGACCAGGAGUCUGUCCCAGAAAGGACUGGGGAACUGGUCAGCAAACGAGUCGUGGACACAGGUGCCAUGGCCUUGCAGAAGUUCCCGAUCUAGUGAGAAGGCUAUAAGCCUCACCAAGAAAAAGUCCUCUUGGAGAUCCCUCUUUGGAGUAGCAGAGAAAGAUGAAGAUUCAGAGAGCUUGCCUACGAAAAUCCAGGCUCAGGAUAUAAAGCGAUUGGAGUAUGAGGGUGGUCGUCAACAAUGUUCCAGGUCCCUUUCCAACCAGGGACCGACCUUAGAGACCCAAGCUGUAGACACCAAAGUUGCUUCCAUUGCCAACCGAGUGGCUGAAAUUGUUAACUCCUGGCCACCUCCUGAAGAGCACAGCCAGGAAGGGAGCAUCAAGCGUCAAGUGGGGACCCUCCUCUUUGUCUCGGAGGGCCUGAACUCUCAGCCUCAAGCUGCAAAUGCGAAGAAAGACGGAGAAGACCAAAUCAUAGCCAAGAUCGUUGAGCUGCUGAAAUACUCAGGGGAUCAGAUGGAAAGAGAGCUGAAGAAAGACAAGACUUUGAUGAGCAGCUUCCAGGAGGGACUGUCCUACACUUUUUUCAAGACCAUCACGGACCAGUUCCUAAGGGAAGUAGAUACCAGAGGAGAAUCAGAGGUCAAAGCUCGAGGCUUUAAGGCUGCUCUGGCCAUUGAUGUCGCCGCCAAACUCAAUGCCAUUGACAACCACCCCAUGAACAAGGUGCUAGGCUUCGGAGCCAAGUACCUGAGAGAGAACUUCUCGCCGUGGGUGCAGCAGCACGGUGGAUGGGAAAAGGUACUUGGGAUAUCCCCUGAAGAAGUAGACUGA